Messenger RNA from Galdieria sulphuraria, 1071 nucleotides. RefSeq lists its product as uncharacterized. The transcript has a single exon. The record is from RefSeq and is a predicted model, not a curated record. NCBI's taxonomy places the organism in Eukaryota, Rhodophyta, Bangiophyceae, Galdieriales, Galdieriaceae. The coding region runs from base 21 to 1046 and encodes 341 amino acids.
UGUACCCUUUUCUCUUUUAAAUGGGUGCUUGUCUUUCUAUUGAAGAGGGUUCUUAUCCAUCGAAAAGAGCUCCUAGGAGAAACCAAAGCUAUUCAAGACCUGCCAAUAAGAAAACAACCAAUCAUGUUCCAUCUUCUAAGAAAAGGACUAAUUCAUAUGAACAAUCCAUUCACACGAAACAAUACCAUCUUUCUAAAGCUAUUCCAGUCAACGAUGACUUGCAUAGAUUGAAAUCAACCACGACCAGAAGAUCUACUUCAAAACCAAGAGCUGCACAUUCUACGAAAGAUAUUCCAGUUCUUCGUGAAGUUAACCGUGGCUCCAACCUACAACAAUAUUCAACUCAUGAUGAUCUGAAAGAAAAGGAUUCAAAGAAUGCAUCUCAAGAAACGAAACAACUUGUAGAACAAUAUCGUCAUCCACACUAUCCAAAGGCAGAAGAAACUUCCUCAUUGGCAGCUCCAUGGGCAUCUGGCAGUCUUGUACAACAACGAAUGAGUCAGUUGCUUCAAAACAACUCGCUUAAAAUGGAACACGAACCGCAACGUGAGAACGUAAGUUGGAGCGGACUUGUAAAGCAGCGACAAAGCAUCUUCCAAAGCAAUAUUCCUUCUUCUUUGGAAACAAUGCACAAGAAAGAUAUCCAACCAAAAGAAGAGGAGAGUAAAUGGAAGGAAUCUGACCAAAUGAAAAAGAAUUCUUCAAUGAAAGAAAAUGCAACUCCAAGAAUAGAAUUAAGCGCUCAAUCUAUUGAGCCUCAUCAUCUCAAAAAGACCGUAGAGACAUCAACUGAAUGGAAACAACGAUUGGAAACUUCUAAUCAACAGUAUCAUCAAAGGAUUCCCCGAAAGAAAAUUGAAGAAACUUCGUCUGAAAUGCAUGGCAAUGACUCACUCGAUAUUGAGAAAUGGAGAAAUAGAAGAACCAGACGCAUGGCACGUAACUCUGUUUUGAUGGAGGAACAAGAAGAUCCCGAAGAAGCUGCAGCAAGGAGUAUGCGUGGAAGUGUUUUACGAGCUCAUUCUUCCAUGAAAUUUCAAUUUUAAAUAAAGUUUGGUUUCUUUCAACGAU